AUGUCAACCUUCGAUGGCAUUGUUGAAGUCGAUUACUUUCGAAAGAACCCCAAAAGACCGGCUCCGCUGGCCUGCUUUCUGAGCCAUGUGCAUAGCGACCACCUUCAAGGCUUAGAAUCUUUGAGAGCACCUUUUAUUUAUUGCUCUGCUGCUACACGAGAGAUCCUCCUCCGGCUUGAGAAGCGCCCCCAUCGCAUAAAUUUCAGCAAGGGGAUACUGGAGUCGAGGAGGCAGCAUUACAAGCAUCUCUCCAAAUUAUUGCGCCCAAUCCCACUUCAAGUUCCAACAGAGAUAGAGCUGAGCCCAAGAAACCAUGUUCGAGUCACUCUGUUCGACGCCAACCAUUGCCCUGGUGCGGUCAUGUUUCUUAUAGAGGGAAACGGCAAGACCAUUCUCUAUACCGGCGAUAUUCGGGCGGAAUCCUGGUGGGUGGGCAAUCUUAUUCGGAAUCCAGUCCUUAUUCCAUACACCCUUGGAGAUAAGCGACUUGAUAAGAUCUAUCUAGACACCACCUUUGCUACGAAAUCUGAUGUAUACCAAUCGUUCCCCUCUAAAGCUGAAGGAAUUAGAGAACUCUUAGAAAAGAUCAACGCCUACCCAGAGGAUACAAUAUUUUAUCUGCGAAUCCAUGUCGAUCAAUAUCAAAUUGAGUUGUAUAAAUCCCUCACGCCACGGGCCACAAAUGGUUUUGGAGUUGACAAAACGGCAUUCCUUUGUGGAUUCACCCUGGGCAACGCGCAUGCCCCCGGUUGCUUAACUCACGAUCAUAAAUCUCGAAUCCAUAGUUGCGAGCCCGAUAUGCGCUGCUCGACGAUCUCCAAAGGCCCCUCCGUAUAUAUUACUCCCAUCGUGUCGCGUACGAGCGAUGGUUCUGAGAUCCCCGAGCUUGGAGCUGGCGGGGGCCAGGGCGACCUUUACCAAAGCCAUGAGCUCGAUUUAUCGGAUGGCGCUGUAUUCCAGCAGCUUUCAAAUAUAUGCUUUGAGCGUAUUAAGGAUGAGAAAACUCGUUCGUUGGCGCUAGAUGCUUUGUCAGAUGCGCAUCAAUCGAAAUCGAAAUCGCUAUCUCUCGAUGCUUAUGGCAUAAAGGAUGUUGGUGAAAUUUCCGUGAAGAAGCUCGUGGGCAUUCUAAGCCGAGAGCCGCCAAAGGUCAAUCUAUCGGAUCUGCCAGACAUCUCCAAACCCAAGAUACCCCUAAACAUACGGGGCAAAUUCGGACGUCCACUCCCAAACACAAUUCGUUUCCCCUACUCGCGCCACUCUUCGUACGACGAACUCUGCAAUUUCAUCAGGGCAUUCAAACCAAAAGACAUCAUAUCGUGCACUGCAGAUGUUGCAACUUGGGACGAGGACGUAUCCAUGCGAACUCUAUUUGGUCAUUUGUGUUCUGGCACUGAUUUUACCCACGACAAGUUGAUGAGGGAGUAUGUCCAGCGAGACUCGCGUCGGUCCCGAAAACGGAUGCGACUGGAAUCUAAUACUUCAUCACAACACCAUUCAACCCAGCAAACAGAUUCAUAUAUCGAAGAAAACGAGCUUCCUCCCAUUACCCCAUCAACAGCCAUUGAGGCCCGCGAACCAGAUUCCGAUUCACCUUCACUGCGAGAAAUGCAAUCUCAACACAACAAUACUCUCCCUGAAGUUUCAGCCGCUGCAUUCCAGGAAACAUUGCAGGAUAUUAUAAGCCAAGACACAACCGAUGGUGCCGACACGCAGUCUUCCACAAACUCCCAAAUCCUCGCCAUAAAACUAGCAUUGAAGGAAAAACACCUAAACCGGGAACUGGAUUUUCAUGUGGAAUCUUCAUUUUCAGAUCUAGAGAACGAGGAUGACGAUACCUCACAAGAAACUUCUCAAUCCUAUCACACACCUACUAGGAAUAAUAAUCGCGACGCGACCAAGACCCAUCUGACACCCCCAUCCGACCGCGUGAGCACAUGUUCCCUCUCUUCAUCGGCCUUUGGCUCCCUGCAAACAAUCACUUCUUCCAGGACCAGGUGCCGCAUGACCGCAUACCGUGCCGCUCGGAGCGGGACCUAUGAGGCAUGGACAAGUUUCGGCUCGCCCGUCAGUGCUGGGAAUAAUCAUACAGAGGAGGAGGCUGAAUUGUGA
Molecule: messenger RNA, 2109 nt
Organism: Paracoccidioides brasiliensis Pb18
Exons: 8
Coding region: 1-2109 (702 amino acids)
Biological process (GO): protection from non-homologous end joining at telomere; interstrand cross-link repair; double-strand break repair via nonhomologous end joining
Molecular function (GO): damaged DNA binding; 5'-3' DNA exonuclease activity
Source: RefSeq, a predicted model, not a curated record